GGGAGCAGCGAGAGCAGCGAGAGCAGCGGCAGAGUCAGGGCGGACGGUGAAGGCUCAUCGCCGUCGGUGAGAAGAGAGUGCAGACCAAAUUCAAUUCAAAAUUGAAAUUCGAGGGUUUUAGGGUGAAAUUGAAAUGCACGCAAUUUACACAUAAGAAUUACUCGGUUAAAAUACACGUAUUUCAUUGAAAUUCAAUUACAUUUUAUUUAGGCCUGAGCUUCAUCGUCCAUCGUCCAUCAUCCAUGAAAUGCUUCCUCUUAUUAAUAUAUAUGACUUGCAUGAUUUCACAAAACGGAUGAUCAAGCUUCUUCUUUCACGAUGUCUUCUUCCCCCUUGGAUGCAUUCGCUCUUUCCGCAUCGGAUGGAUCCCCUCGUCCUAAUAAGGCCGCAGAAGGCGCCCACCUUGGAGUCGGAUUUUUAGCUUUAAUAGUAGUUGGCACGACAACGGGGAUCCUCUCUCCAUUAUGUUAUCUUUGGCGUCGUCGUCGUCAAAGGAGAUUACAUGUUGAUGCGGAAGUUGAUGCACCUCCCAUGGAGAAGUUCCUGCAAGAGAUGGCCAAGGAGAAACCGGUGAGAUUCACUGCUCAGCAGCUCCGUGCAUUCACGAGUAAUUACUCGACCAGGUUGGGGUCUGGGGGUUUUGGAGUGGUCUAUAAAGGGCAGUUUUUGGAUGGGGUCAAGAUUGCAGUGAAGGUGCUUGGGAAAAGUUCUGAGAAAGCGGCAGAGGAGCAGUUCAUGGCGGAGGUAGGCACAAUUGGAAGAACAUACCAUAUUAAUUUGGUUAGACUUUAUGGUUUUUGCUAUGAUCAAAAUAUGAGUGCGCUUGUAUAUGAAUUCAUGGAAAGUGGCUCACUUGAUAAGUACUUGUUUGGGGAAAGGGAUACAAUUGAGUGGGAAAAAUUACAUGAAAUUGCAAUGGGAACAGCCAAGGGUAUUGCUUAUUUGCAUGAAGAAUGUCAACAGAGAAUCAUACACUAUGAUAUAAAGCCUGCAAAUAUACUCCUUGAUGCAAACUUUUUCCCUAAAGUUGCUGACUUUGGGCUUGCAAAGCUUUGCAAUAGGGAUCUUUCUCACGUCUCAAACACUGGUUACCGAGGAACUCCUGGUUACUCUGCUCCAGAAUUCUUGCUGAAAAACCAUCCCAUAACAUUCAAGUGUGAUGUGUAUAGUUUUGGAAUGGUGUUAUUUGAGAUAAUUGGGAGGAGAAGAAACACAGUUAUGACCUCCUCUGAAAGCCUUGACUGGUUUCCAAAGCAUGUAUGGGAGAAAUAUGAGAAAGGUGAAUUGGUUGAAAUGACCAAGACUUGUGAGAUGGAAGACAAGGAUAUAGGAAAAGUAGAGAGAAUGUCAAUAGUGGCAUUAUGGUGUGUUCAAGACUCACCAGAGGUAAGGCCACCAAUGAGUGCAGUGGUGAAGAUGCUAGAAGGAGGUGUGGAGAUCAUGCCACCUCCUAGACCCUUUAAUUAUAUGUACUCAGUAAGGAUGAAUGCACUCCAGCCACCAAUGAUUUCCACUAGUUCGAGUUUCUGCUCAAGUGAAGAAAACAAAUCUUAUUGGUAUAAAGAGACCACACCUAUAGAGAAGGAUGAAAUACAAAUCGUCACUCAUUGAUAGUAUUAAAAUCUAAGUUCCAAAAAGUUUAUGCAUGUUUUGUUUUAAUGGAUUGCUAUUAUGUAAAGUUUCUAUUGGGGCUAUGGCAUGAAAGUUGCAAAUGGAAGGAAAAUAAAAUGCAAAUGCAAUG
Molecule: messenger RNA, 1741 nt
Organism: Rubroshorea leprosula
Lineage: Eukaryota; Viridiplantae; Streptophyta; Magnoliopsida; Malvales; Dipterocarpaceae
Source: the annotation of a GenBank genome assembly